Magnolia sinica is the source of this 1558-nucleotide messenger RNA. RefSeq lists its product as uncharacterized. NCBI's taxonomy places the organism in Eukaryota, Viridiplantae, Streptophyta, Magnoliopsida, Magnoliales, Magnoliaceae. The coding region runs from base 16 to 1251 and encodes 411 amino acids. Gene Ontology annotation, biological process: protein ubiquitination. Gene Ontology annotation, molecular function: protein binding; ubiquitin protein ligase activity. Gene Ontology annotation, cellular component: nucleus. The record is from RefSeq and is a predicted model, not a curated record. The transcript has 7 exons.
GAGAUUACAGAAAAAAUGGUCCUACUCUCAGAAUUCAAAACCCGCCGAAACGAUCCAAAGAGGUGUGCGGUGUAUACCAUACAACCCAAGGCGUACCCUAUAAAAGCUACCGCCCGAAAUCUAAAAAAAAAGAGCGUCUCCAGGUAUCUUCUGCCGCUCCGCAGCUCGAUGGAAGAAGAAGAAGAAGUUCUGGCCGAGGUCGAGGCGGUUCAGGCCGUAUACGGAAACGACUGCCACGUCAUCAAACAAUUCCCGCCGCACAUCAACGUCCACACAAGGCCUCGGACGGCUGACGAUUCGUCGCAACAGUUUGUUGAAGCUGUUCUUGAGAUCCGAGCAAGUAGCCAGUAUCCCCAGGAGCCACCUCAAGUUGAAAUUGUGGAAUCCGAGGGCCUCGAUGAGAAGCGACAAGCACAUCUGAUUACUAGCAUACGAGACAAAGCCCAGGAACUUGCUUCAUGUCUAAUGCUUGUAGCUCUUUGCGAGGAAGGGGUGGAGAUUCUUUCUAAUAUGAACCACCCUGAUGGGAACUGCCCAUUGUGUCUAUAUCCCUUGGUCCCAGAAGAAGGACAUGAUGACGUCCUGCCAUUUAUGAAGUUGAUGUCUUGUUUCCACUGCUUUCACAGUGAGUGCAUUAUUAGGUGGUGGAAGUGGCUCCAAGAGCAAAAUGAAACCGACCCUAGUAAUUUGAUUGAGGCAACAGUCCCUGCUUAUAGAGAUCUUGAAAACCGUGCAGAAGUGCACAGCCCUGUGAAGCAGAGUCAGGGAAAUUGUCCUGUCUGCCGUAAGGUGUUUCACACCAAGGAUAUCGAACAUGUACUUGACUUGCUUGUGACCAGUUCAUCUCAAUUGAAUUUGGACGGGACUAGCACAAGCAAUGAUGAGGAGUUCCUCCGAUCUGAAGCGGAGGAAAACAGGAGAAAGAAAUUUGAAGCCAUUCUAAAACUACAGCAAGAAAACAGUGGCCUGAUUGAGCCCAGAAGAAAUGACGUCUUAUUGCCAGGAAUGUAUCUUCCUCAACCCAUCCUGCCACCGGUCACAUCAACUGAAACUAUUGCCAGGAAAGAAGAUGAAGAUUCUGCAUGCAACCCCCCGGCAUCAGAGACAGAUUUAGGCGGCCCCUCAUACCAGCCUGGCACAAGCAAACCCAAGAGCACCAGAAAGAACCGAGGACAUCAUACAAGAAAACAUCUGAAUUCUCAGUCCAGCAGAAAACAAUGGAUUAAGAAAGACAAGCCUACUCUAGAUUGAAAAAGGCCAUUAAUGGGUGUUUGGAUAAAAGAAACCUAAAAUGCCGAUACAAAAAACUAAUGGCGAUUCCUAUGGAAAUGGAAGACCAUGGAUUCCAACAGCAAGUUUUGUUGUUUGUUUUGGAGUGUGACUUUUUUUGGGCUCGCUUGUUUCAUGGCCUCAGAAAUCAUUGUAACGUCUUUUUCGGAUGACAUCAAUUUCCACUAUUUUACAGGAAAACUGCAGUAAAGGAAACUGUAUAGGUAUAUUACCAAUUAAGUAUUUAUAUUAAAUUUAUUAAUUAAAUAUGAAGCUGCGUUUGAGUUGA